AUGAAAAUUGCUAGACUGAGUGUUGAUUAUUAUGUGGACAAAGGCAUAUCAGUGAUAUCACCAAAACUUGUGGAAGAAUUCAAUGUUAGAGGAAUGAGUGAAGAAGAAAAACUGAAUCACGUGAAAGGAAUUUUAGCCAUCAUCAAACCUGUGAAUAAAAUAAUUCACUUAACAUUUCCAAUCCGUCGUGAUAAUGGUGAAUUUGAAAUAAUUGAAGCGUGGCGAGCCCAGCAUAGCGAGCAUAGAACACCAACGAAAGGUGGUAUUAGAUUUGCUAAAAAUGUUGAUGAAGAUGAGGUUCGAGCACUUGCAGCACUUAUGACGUAUAAAUGUGCUGUUGUGGAUGUACCUUUUGGUGGAGCUAAAGGUGCUGUGAAGAUUGAUCCACAAGAUUAUUCAGUAUAUGAAAUUGAGAAAAUUACCAGAAGAUUGGCAAUAGAAUUAGCAAAAAAAGGCUUUCUUGGGCCUGGAGUUGACGUUCCAGCACCUGAUAUGGGUACAAGCGAUCGUGAAAUGGCUUGGAUUGCAGACACGUAUGCGCAAACAAUCGGAUAUAAUGACAAGGAAGCAUUUGCAUGCGUUACCGGGAAACCUAUCGUUUACGGUGGCUUAAGCGGAAGGACUGCUGCUACUGGACGUGGUAUCUGGCAAGCCUUAGAAGCAUUUAUUCAUAAUGAAGAAUACAUGUCAAAGAUUGGACUGUCUACUGGCUUGCAUGGCAAAAGAUUUAUUAUUCAGGGCUUUGGUAACGUUGGCACUUACGCAGCGCAAUAUUUUGUGAAGGGUGGAGCGAUCUGUAUUGGUGUUCAAGAAUGGAACUGCUCAAUUCAGAAUGCAGAUGGCAUCGAUCCGUUUGCUUUACAGAAGUGGAAGGAUCAACGUGGCACUAUCAAAAAUUAUCCGCAAGCAAAGGCAUUUGAACCAUUUCAAGAAUUGAUGUUUGAGCCUUGCGAUGUUUUUGUACCAGCUGCUUGUGAAAAGGUCAUCACAAAAGCAAACGCAUCUCGAAUACAGGCGAAAAUUAUCGUAGAAGGAGCAAAUGGACCAACGACACCUGCAGCAGAUAGGAUUCUGCUAGCCAAAGGUAAUAUCUUGCUCAUCCCCGACUUGUUUGCAAACAGUGGUGGUGUUACAGUAUCAUUUUUCGAAUGGUUGAAAAAUCUUAAUCACGUAUCAUUUGGUCGUUUAACAUUUAAACACGAAGCUGAUUCAAAUCGAAAAAUACUUGAAAGUGUGCAGCAAUCACUAGAAGAAGCAAUGAGUCAAAAAAUUCCAAUUAAACCCAAUAGUGAAUUAAUGGGACGAAUUAAUGCAGCUGCUGGUGCUACAUCUGAAGCAGACAUUAUUCAUUCUGGAUUAGAUUUCUCGAUGCAACGCUCGGCAGAAUCAAUCAUGCGGACAGCUCAGAAAUAUAAUUUGGGAUUAGAUAUUCGUACAGCAGCUUAUGCAAAUUCAAUUGAAAAGAUUUAUAAUACAUAUCGAACAGCUGGAUUAACUUUUUGCUGA
Thelazia callipaeda (thelaziosis nematode) is the source of this 1506-nucleotide messenger RNA. NCBI's taxonomy places the organism in Eukaryota, Metazoa, Nematoda, Chromadorea, Rhabditida, Thelaziidae. The record is from the annotation of a GenBank genome assembly.